Molecule: messenger RNA, 1371 nt
Organism: Octopus sinensis (East Asian common octopus)
Lineage: Eukaryota; Metazoa; Mollusca; Cephalopoda; Octopoda; Octopodidae
Product: zinc finger protein 239-like
Exons: 4
Coding region: 220-1371 (383 amino acids)
Source: RefSeq, a predicted model, not a curated record
UCAGACAACAUUGGUAUAAAAUAAUAUAUAUAUCAUCUAAUAUAAGACUGAAGAAAGAUAUUAUACACAACAAAAUUUACAAAUGAGUUAGCAACUUCUGUCGUCAGCAAAGAUCACAACUGAUGGAAAUAUGAUGUAGAAAUGUUUACUAGAAAGGCAAUAUGAAAACAAGAAGAAACAAAAUCUCUGUCUGUAUAUUGUGAUGAGGGAAGAAAAAUAAUGGAAAAGGAAUUGUCCAAGAACCAGUUUAAAUGUAACACACAGUCUAAAAUGAUUGAUUUUCCUGAUGAGAUGGGAAGGAAAUUGUACCACUGUGAUAUCUGUAAAAAGUCCUUCUCUCAAAAAAGUAAGCUUACCACUCACAAGCGUAUUCAUACAAGAGGAAAACCAUAUCAUUGUGACAUCUGUGGUAAGUCGUUUUCUCUAAGAAGUGACCUGACUAAUCAUGAAAAUAUGCAUACAGGUAAAAAACCAUAUCACUGUGACAUCUGUGGUGAAUCCUUCUGCAAAAGUAGUACUUUAACUAGUCACAAACGUAUCCAUACAGGUGAGAAGCCAUAUCACUGUGAUACCUGUGGCAAAUCAUUCUCUCAUGGAAGUACGUUGACAUCACACAAACGCGUUCACACAGGAGAAAAGCCUUACCACUGUAAUAUCUGUGGUAAAUCAUUCUCUCGAAAUGGAUCUUUAAUUAUUCACAAGCAUAUUCAUACUGGAGAAAAACCAUAUCACUGUGAUAUCUGUGGUAAAUCAUUCUCGCGAAAUAGUUACUUGACUUCUCACAAACGUAGUCAUACAGGAGAGAAACCAUAUCGCUGUGAUAUCUGUGGUAAAUCAUUCUUUCGAAAUGUUGACUUAACUAGUCACAAACAUAUUCAUACGGGAGAAAAACCAUAUCAGUGCGAUAUCUGUGGUAAAUCAGUCUCUCAAAGAAGUCAUUUAAAUACUCACAGCCGUAUUCAUACAGGAGAAAAACCUUAUCACUGUGAUGUCUGUGGUAAAUCCUUCUCGCAAAAUGAUACCUUAACUAUACACAAACGUAGUCAUACGGGAGAAAGGCCAUAUCUCUGUGAUGUCUGUGGAAAAUCAUUCUCUGAAGGAAGUCACUUAACUACACAUAAGCGCAUUCAUACAGGAGAAAAACCAUAUCACUGUGAGUUCUGUGAUAAAUCAUUCUCUCAAAGUCAUGAUUUAACUAUACACAAACGCAUUCAUACUGGAGAAAAGCCAUAUUGCUGUGAUAUCUGUGGGUAUCUAAGCAAACCUUUAGUUGACACACCUAGAAUUGACAGAAUUCAUAAACUUGUUCAUUGUGUGAUAAAAGUUGCACAUGUCUCUGAACUGUUGUCCACUAACUCUUUACUUACUUAG